CGACCCUGAUGGGGCACAUCCGGCAGCUAUGAGGCGGCUAGAGGCUGUGCCCACUGCGGGUCCACCGCAGACACACGCAGAAGCGAGGUGGGCGCUGGCGUCUCGGCUGUCCACACACAGCAGGAAUCAUGCUGAGCGCAACACCCAGCAAGCUGCGACGAUUUUGUGCUUUGGUGCUGUUGGUUGUGAAUCUGUCAAAAGUCACAUGCUCGGAUCAGAAGACUAACAUCCGGGAGGCGGAGAGGCAGGUGAUGGAGCACGUCCUGAGCCCGAGCCGCUACGACGCGCGGCUGCGGCCCCCGGGAUACAAUGGCACAGAGAGUCCCACUGUGGUAAAAGUUAACAUCUUUGUACGCUCCAUCAGCAGAAUAGAUGAUCAGCAUAUGGAAUAUGACGCGCAGUUGACGUUCAGAGAGCAGUGGUUUGACGACAGGCUCAAGUUUGACGAUUAUGGAGGUAAAAUCAAAUAUCUAACACUGACAGAUCCCAGCAGAAUAUGGAUGCCAGAUUUAUUUUUUAGCAACGAGAAGAAAGCACACUUUCACGAUGUAGUAAUGCCUAAUGUCUAUGUACGAAUAUUUCCUCUUGGGUCCGUUCUCUACAGUACCAGAAUCUCAAUGACACUCUCGUGUCCCAUGGACCUGAGGCUGUACCCACACGAUCGACAGGUGUGCUCCAUCAGGAUGGCCAGCUAUGGUUGGACGACUGAAGACCUGGUGUUCAUGUGGAAAGACGGCGACCCGGUGCAGGUGGUCAAGAACCUGCGCCUUCCACGCUUCACGCUAGAGAAGUUCGUUACUGAUUACUGCCACGCCAGGACAAACACAGGCGAGUACAGCUGCCUUAAAGUGGAACUGGUGUUUAAACGCGAGUUCCGCUACUACAUGGUGCACAUCUACAUUCCGACUUUUAUGCUGGUGAUAGUGUCGUGGCUAUCGUUCUGGCUGGAUCAGAGAGCCAUCACGGCACGGACGUGCCUGGUGGUCACGACGGUGCUCACCAUCACCAUCCAGACCUCGGGCGUCAGAAAGUCGCUGCCCGUCGUCAACUACGUCAUGGCCGUCGAGGUGUGGCUCGGGAUGUGCGUCUCGUUCGUGUUCGGCGCACUGCUGCAGCUGGCGCUGGUCAACUACCUGGCCCGCAAAGAGGCGUGCCGAGGCGCCGCCAAGCGGCACAACCGCCUCGUCGGCCCGGAGCACUCUGCACAGCUGGAGGAGAUCAGCGAGGCUCUCGUCGAGGACGGCAGCGCGGCAUUCGCUAUGAAGCUGCUGGAGGAGCAGUCCAACAGCCCCACGGCUGACAAGGAGGCGGCGGCCCAGGGCGGAAGGUGCUCGCCGCGGCAGUGGUGGCGCACCUGGAUGGCCAGCUUCCCCACGGGCUCGCAGCGCGCCGAUGCCGCAUCGCGCGUCCUUUUCCCUCUCGCCUUCUCCCUGUUCUGCCUCGUCUACUGGUGCGUCAACGCCUCCGGAUAACAGCAACACCAGUUGCUCGGCAGUGUCCUACGAUGGUAGUGGAAGUAACCCUCCACACAUAUUUGCAGAUGCACAAGCAUUUAUACCUAUUAUAGAAUGAAAAAUAAGUAUUAAAGUACUGUAUAAUUCUCUGUUCAUCAUUACUCUUACUGUAUCGACAUUACUGUUCGACGGCAAUUUCGUUAUACGAGGUUUGUCCGGAAAAUACGUACAAAAGUUGAAUAAUAACUUUAUUUUACAAUUAUUCAGGUAUUACAAUACGGUCUCCUUCAAAGUACUCGCCCUAAGACGCGAUACACUUCUGUCAACGCCGUUUACACUGUUGAUAAUAUUGCUGAAAGUCUUCAGUUGUGAUGUUGUUCAGUUGCCGUGUCGUUUCCGCCUUGAUGGCUUCCACAUCUCCCAAGUGCCUCCCUCGAAGCACUAUUUUGCAUUUCUGGAACAUGAAGAAGUCACUUGGGGCUAAAUCGGGUGAAUAAGGCGGGUGGUCUGUCACGGUGAUUGAGCUUCGGGCCAAAAACUCGCGCACAACGAGCGACGUGUGAGCGGGCGCAUUGU
This is a messenger RNA of Schistocerca americana (American grasshopper), 2030 nucleotides long. RefSeq names its product glutamate-gated chloride channel-like. The transcript is spliced from 10 exons. Lineage: Eukaryota; Metazoa; Arthropoda; Insecta; Orthoptera; Acrididae. Gene Ontology annotation, biological process: regulation of membrane potential; chloride transmembrane transport; signal transduction. Gene Ontology annotation, cellular component: neuron projection; membrane; synapse. The coding region runs from base 129 to 1472 and encodes 447 amino acids. Gene Ontology annotation, molecular function: chloride channel activity; neurotransmitter receptor activity; extracellular ligand-gated monoatomic ion channel activity. The record is from RefSeq and is a predicted model, not a curated record.